Nerophis lumbriciformis (worm pipefish) is the source of this 1251-nucleotide messenger RNA. RefSeq lists its product as uncharacterized. The record is from RefSeq and is a predicted model, not a curated record. Gene Ontology annotation, biological process: regulation of cytokine production; negative regulation of transcription by RNA polymerase II; regulation of immune system process. Gene Ontology annotation, cellular component: nucleoplasm. Gene Ontology annotation, molecular function: DNA-binding transcription repressor activity, RNA polymerase II-specific; RNA polymerase II cis-regulatory region sequence-specific DNA binding. NCBI's taxonomy places the organism in Eukaryota, Metazoa, Chordata, Actinopteri, Syngnathiformes, Syngnathidae.
AGUAAUGUUAAUAAUAAUAAUAACAAUGCUAAGCUAACACGUCCUCUACUCGCAUAUUUUGUAUUGUAGUGACGUCACGACAGCCUGCGAGCACACUCCAGUCCGCCAGGGGGCGACGCAGCGCCGUUGACUCCCACAAUGAAGCGAAUAAAAAGGCGAAGGAGGAGGAGGCCGAAGUAUUAAAGAGUCAAAUUGAAAAAGUGAAUUAAUCGGGAUUUGAUUCGAAGCGAGGAGAGAUCGAUUCAAAAGGCGCUGAAGCUGCAAAUGGAAGUGCUGCCGUCGGACGUCUUCAAGGUGGUGGUGGGCGCAGAGAACACCCGCGGUAAAGAGCAGCUCACCAAGUCCCAGGUGGCCAGGACGGAUGAAGAUGGCGGUCCAGGCGAGGGUGGAGGAGGAGGAGGGACAGGUCCAAGGGCACACGACACAUCCACCACCUGCUCGGAGUGUGGGAAGAGCUUCUACUCCAAGUCCAACCUCAACCUGCACAAGAAGAUCCACACGGGGGAGAAACCGUUCAGCUGCUCGCUCUGCGGCAAGAAGUUCUCCCGGAAGGAGAACAUGAGCCGCCACGUGGGCACGCACAGCGGCCUGAGACCCUUCAGCUGCUCCGCGUGCGGCGCCUCCUUCACUCAGCACGACAGCCUGCUGCGCCACGUGGCCACGCACAAGCGCGCCAAGUCCUUGGCGUGCGCCGUGUGCGCCAAGGCCUUCCACGACCGGUACCACCUGAGGCGCCACAUGGACGUGCACAGCCAGGAGAAACCCUUCCGCUGCGCGCUCUGCCCCCGGACCUUCCGGCGGCGCUCGGCCGUGGAGGCGCACGCGCGCACGCACACGGGGGAGAAACCUUACCGCUGCACCGGGUGCGAGGCCGGCUUCACGCGGCACCCGGCGCUGCUGCAGCACAUGAAGAAGCACUCGGGUGACAAGCCCUUCGCCUGCCCGGUGUGCCGGCGCCGCUUCACGCUGCGCCACACGCUGCAGCAGCACGCCAGGACGCACACGCGGGAGAAACCCUUCGACUGCUCGCUCUGCGGGAAGAGCUUCUCUCGAAAGGGCGGCCUCAGCACGCACAUGGUGACCCACACCGGCGAGAAACCCUUCCACUGCGGCGUCUGCCGCCGCGCCUUCUCCUGGGGCUCGCAGCUGAAAAGACACAAGUGUGCGGGGCCCGCGGGCGUCCAAGUAGCAGGGGAGUUCUGGUCGGACUCAAACACAGCUUUUACUUUGAAAGAACCAGCAGGCACAUGA